Cyclocybe aegerita is the source of this 1623-nucleotide messenger RNA. The record is from the annotation of a GenBank genome assembly. NCBI's taxonomy places the organism in Eukaryota, Fungi, Basidiomycota, Agaricomycetes, Agaricales, Hemipholiotaceae.
AUGGCCGACAUUCGCCAACGAACCAUUAUUAAGGUGUUCCGCAAAUUCAGCAACUCCCUCGGACCCGAAACUAUAACAAUCAUUGAGAAAAUACUGGACGACAGCGAGAUAGACGAUGCAGAUGUGGAAUCUAGUAUUGAGAUGCUUGCGAAGGAGUACAACAAGCAGGAUGACGCGACGAUGAAAGUGUCAAAAGAAGUACUGCAAAGGGUGUACGAAUCAUUGCAAGACCAAGGGGAGCGUACACAGGUUGAGAAAGAAAUCAUUGACCCAGAAAAUCACCUGUUCAUAAUCGACGCGUUUGAAAUGCCACGGUGGACUUGGUCACAGGAACGCGGGACUUUCGAAAAGAGCCCUGUACCUCUAACAACAUCAGGUACACCAGAAUCAAGGGUAACUUCUGUCCGCGACAGACUGAACAUCAUCAAACAAUGCGUCCUGAGGAACGAACACUUCGCUCCGUCGACACUUCCUUCACGCGACCGUGAAAAGCUUGUGACACUAAAAUCUACGAAGCAACUAUUAGGCCGCUUUGGGGAACGGUUCCUUCUUUUAGGGAUGUUGGCGUAUAAUAAGGAAGGAAAACUGUGUUUGGAAGAUGCGGACGGAUCCGUGGAAUUGGAUUUUAUGACACUGGAUGAGCCAGGUGAUGGCCUUUUCAGCGAGGGCUGCUUUGCUUUGGUGGAAGGAGAAUACACAGAAGAAGCUACUUUGGAGAUCAUCGCCAUUGGUCAACCUCCUUGUGAGACCAGGGCCACCGCCAGGUCGAUAUACGGGCACAUCGAUUUCCUCGGAGCCGGCGCGACAUCAUUAUUAGAGGAUAGCCAAUUUGAAAUUCAAAUACAAGAAGAAUUGCCCGAGCUGCACUUUUUCUUUCUGUCAGACGUUUGGCUAGACCAUCCUCAGACGUUAUCAGGCAUUCAAAAGAUGUUCGAUAAUUGUAUAGAGAACGAAUUCAUACCCAAAGUCAUCGUGAUGUGUGGCAACUUCACAAGCAAGUCAAUUGCUCACGGAAAUGGGCGAGAUGUUCAGAGGUACCAAGACAAUUUCGACUCCUUGGCCGACUUGAUUGCUGCGUACCCUCUAAUAACGAGAUCGGCUCACUUCAUCUUCGUUCCUGGGCCACUUGACAUUACCGUCAAUUCGACACUCCCUCGGAGAUCACUGCUCUCCACUUUUACCGGCCGACUAAAAAGUAAAGUGCCUAAGGUCCAUUUUGCAACGAAUCCUUGUCGCAUCAAAUUUUUCAACCAAGAGAUUGUCAUUUUCCGCGAAGACCUGAUGGCGCGGAUGCUUCGCAACGUGGUGGGUGUCAAACCGGACGUCAAAAGCGAAGAUUUGAAACGAUUUCUUGUUCAAUCAAUUCUUGAUCAAAGCCACCUGAGCCCUCUCACCAACAACAUACAACCAGUGCUCUCUGAUCAUGACCACAGUCUUCGUCUCUACCCUCUGCCGACGGCGCUUGUUCUGGCGGACAAAUACGACAGCUACAAAGUGACAUAUACUGGUUGCCACGUUUUCAACCCGGGUAGAUUCAUCGGAAAGUCUCUCGUAUUCUCGACGUAUACGCCAGCGGAGGUGAACUCCGAGGAGUGUGUCUUGAGCUUUGAUGAAGAAGAAUGA